Molecule: messenger RNA, 312 nt
Organism: Owenia fusiformis
Lineage: Eukaryota; Metazoa; Annelida; Polychaeta; Sabellida; Oweniidae
Source: the annotation of a GenBank genome assembly
AUGGGCAACCAGGUCACUUGCAGGAAACUGUGAAUGGAUAUCCCGUAGCUUCACUAUGCGUACGAAAAUGCGUAUGGUUGAGCAGUUUACCUCGUGUUGCAUAGAUUUCCGGGCCGGAAAUGCAGAUCUCUGGUUUCUGCUUGCAGGCACCUUUCCCCCUCUUUUUCAGGCCGGAGACGCAGACGUAGUUGUUGCUGUCUGUAAGCUGCCACCAAAUGUAACCGGACGAAACGGGGAGGGGAAUGGGACUUUUAAACAGAGCCUAAUAAAUCAAAUACAACAUGCAACACAUAUGCAACACGACGAGUGAUG